UCAGCGAUGGGACGGAAAUGCCCAGAAAACUCCUUCACGACGCCAUUGCCUCGGGACCCAGAGGCAGGGGAGGUGGUCUUAUCAGUACCACUGCGAGUGCGUCGGCUGCCAUUGUUCUGGAUGAUGAUUCAGACAACAGUGAAAGGGACACGAUGCCUUUAACUAGGAGGUUACCAAGCAUUAGGACAGCCAGGGUAGAGACUGCUGAACCAGUGGAGACACGAGCUACCGAGAAUCGUGGAGAAUUUGACCCCACAACUGACAGCUACGUUGAUGCAAACGCGGUAUCAGAAGUUGCCAGGAGUGAAGCUAUGGCAAGCGGAUCUAGGACUGAGUUGGCGACAGCGGGUAACCAAGAAGUGGAGGACACUGCCCAAGGUGGGGAGAAUAUUCAGCCUAGGCUAAGGUUGAACGUCACGGGAAGUGAAAUGGAAGAAAUAUCAAUAUGGAUUCCCAAAUCUUUGACCGUCUCUUCUGCUCCCGUACUUCCGCCCGUUGGGAUUAGGAAAAUGGUCUUCCCUGAGGACGCCAAAAAAUUGGAUGCUAUGCCUCUUCCUAGUCAGUUCAACUACUCAGUGGCUCAUUGCUUUACUGCACUCCAAGGAGUACUCAGGUCUGGAGAGAAUGCCAUUGGCAGUUUGAGCAAAGAGAGGACUGAAAAGGAGAGACUAGAAGGCAUGGUAAAGGGGCUGGAAGACAACUUGGCCAAUGUCACGUCUGCACAAAAAGAUUUAGAGCAUCAACUGAUUGGGGAGAAGAACAAGAAUACUCAAAUGUCUGCUCAAAUCUCAAGAUUGGAAGAGAAAUUGAAAGAAGCAGAUGAGCAGCUCCUGCAAUCAACUGAAUCAUUGAGUGCAUUGGAAAAGAAAAUACAUGACGAUGCAUAUAAAGCCACUCAAUUCGAGUCAAGGAUCGACCAAGCAAUCAGAGAUGCUCAGUACUUCAAGGAUUGCUGGGAAGGAGUCACCAAACAACUGGAGAGUGCCGAGGCCAAAGUGAACACACUGGAAUUCCAGGUACACCACCUGGCUGACCAACUUGGUGAUGUUUCCAGAGAGAAAGACCUGUUAAACAAAGCGUUGGCAGCGCAGACAAUGAAGACAGCAGAAAAGGUUGAAAUGGCCAAGAAAAUGGAGGAAAACUACCUUAUCAAGAUAGGGGCCAUGGGAGGUGUCGGUCAAGCUGCAGAGAGGUUCAGAUUGCUAACCCAGUACAAAAAGAAUGAGCAUCCGAAAUGGGAUGUGGACUUGAUGCUCAAGAAGGCUGUGGUAGUACUUGAAAACUACCAGCCUAAUAAAAGAUGGGUUGUGAAUGAAGAAGCAAUUGGAGAACCUAACAUCGAAAAAGACCUGGCGCCUCCAGAGAGUGAUAUCCCCACUGUUGAACAACUGCCCAUUGAGGCCCGUGAAUCGCCAAUACCUGGCACUGUCACAGAAGAUGCUCCAUCUGAAGUUCCUCCGACUCCUAGGAUUGAAACUUCAACUUCUGAGCCUGAAAAUGCAGAUGAGGAUAUCCCACGUGCGAAUCCUCCCAUUACGUCGGAGGCCAUUGAGAUUGAAGCGACAACAGAGACUAUUUGAACUUGUUUGGUUUUGAAUUUUGGUUUUUUUUUUUUUUUUUUUUUUUUUUUAGUAUUUCCAAUUUCCUUUUAGUUUAAAUGCCCUAUCAUAGCAAUCUACAAUAAAUAACCUUACUCUUGGUAGCAAUUUAGAGUCGAUAGCCUUACUCUGUCCCCCAGUUUAAGUUGGACUGUUAGAACGUAACUCUAAAAGUUCAAUUGAAACUGCGAAUAAUGACGUGUAAAGAAACUAGAACUAACCAGGUGGGACGCGUGGCCUCAAUUAUUUCCAUCUGGAGAGAAUAUGGCAGGGUGAAUCUCCGAACAGAGUAACAAAAUCUUGACUGAACAAACUCCAAGAACUGAAUAGGUAUGCCAAGUGGCAGGCAAAAAUUUACAAAAAUCAACACGUGUCUCAGAACACCAUUGGUGGACUUGAUAGAGAAUUCAAUCCGUGAGAAUAUUGCGUUCUAUAUAAGGAGGAUAGAACAACUCGAUGAGCAAAGGUUGAAGAUGAGUUGGUGAUAUUGGUACCGAUGAUCAGGCUACACUGUCAGUUUCGGCUAAGCUCAUAUGGGUUGCCUAGUACUGACGGUGAGUCUGAUCAGCCGUGCCUUGUAUCAUUGUUCUGGUCAGGAAACGCAGAAAGUCUUGGUGCUGCUUUGGCGACGUUACGUCUUGGCGUCGGUAAUUUAUACGUAGUCAAUGUUUCUACAUUGUUAAUACUGAAUGAACCUUUGUCCCCCAGUAAUAAAUGCGUUUUUAUGACAUGCGCUGAUUGGGAUAAUCUAGGUGGUCAUUUAAUACCUUUUUGACUAUAACAAAUACAGUUUUAAGUACCUCUUAUGGUUUUUUUAAGAUUAACUGAAUUUAGAGAUUUUAGAAUUUUAAAUACGUUUAGACUUCUUUUCCUAUCUUAAAUGUUCGUGUAGAUUUUUGCGGUUGUAAAGUUUAUCUUGACUCUUGGGCUACCACAAAGAAUUAAUUGCAGAAUUAAUUUCGGGUGUUCUCAAGAAGAUGAAAAGGUAAGGUUCGCAACUAUAUAAAAGCUAAUUCUCUUUUGGCAAUGGAAUUAUCCUACAGACCAGAUAACUACACCCAGUCUUUACAAAAAAUGGCUGCUUCUCAGAGCUCUGUAAACUCUCCUUCUGACUCUGACGACAAUAGGGACGUAAGUUCGUUCCUUCCUCCUGAUUGCCGAAACCCUGCACAGUAUAUCGUCGACCUAAAGGAGGCGAUGAACGAGAUGGAGAAGGGCAUGAAAGAGAUGAGAAUAGAGAUGGAGGACCAAGAGGAGCAGAUC
Messenger RNA from Tripterygium wilfordii, 2861 nucleotides. RefSeq lists its product as uncharacterized. The transcript has 2 exons. The coding region runs from base 18 to 1580 and encodes 520 amino acids. The record is from RefSeq and is a predicted model, not a curated record. Lineage: Eukaryota; Viridiplantae; Streptophyta; Magnoliopsida; Celastrales; Celastraceae.